Messenger RNA from Schistocerca gregaria, 6391 nucleotides. RefSeq names its product isocitrate dehydrogenase [NAD] subunit gamma, mitochondrial (gene Idh3g). The transcript is spliced from 11 exons. The coding region runs from base 150 to 1370 and encodes 406 amino acids. Lineage: Eukaryota; Metazoa; Arthropoda; Insecta; Orthoptera; Acrididae. The record is from RefSeq and is a predicted model, not a curated record. Gene Ontology annotation, biological process: tricarboxylic acid cycle; isocitrate metabolic process. Gene Ontology annotation, cellular component: mitochondrion.
UAAUAACACCGGAUAUCGAUAACUUUCAUGCCCUUUACCCAGCUGAUAUACACGCCGGUCCAAGGGCUUAAAAAUUAAAUUAUUAUACAGACGAAGUUGAAAUCUUAGCUGGUGACAGCUGUUCUAUUCGAAUUAACAUCAGCUUAAUUAUGGCAGCCACAGUUACGAGGAGGAUACCUAUGGUGGUAAAAAAUGGUGGCGCCAUUCAAGUACGAAAUCUUAUAACGAAGAAGGCAGAAGUGCUCACUGACUUUGAAGCUCAGCAUAAAAUGCCAGUUGCAAAACGUGUGGAUGCCAUCCCUAUAGCUCAGUAUGGAGGACGCCAUGCUGUGACAAUGUUAGCUGGUGGUGGUAUAGGCCCAGAGUUGAUGAAUUACGUGAAACAAGUCUUCAGAGUUGGUGGUGUGCCAGUCGAUUUUGAGGAUGUGCAAAUGAACCCAAAGAGUGAAAGUAAUGAAGAUCUAGAAUACGCAAUAACUUCAAUUAGGAGAAAUGGUGUUGCUAUAAAAGGUAACAUUGAAACUGGCAGUAUGAAUCGAGCUGUAAUAUCACGAAAUGUGGCUUUGCGAAAUGAAUUGGAUCUGUAUGUGAACGUACUCCACUGCAAAUCUUAUCCUGGUAUUCCCACAAGGCAGAAGGGAGUUGAUAUCCUAAUUGUAAGGCAAAACACGGAAGGAGAGUAUGCCAUGUUGGAGCAUGAGAGUGUUACGGGUGUAAUUGAAAGUAUGAAGGUAGUGACACAGGAAAAUUCUGAAAGAGUGGCGCGAUAUGCAUUUGAAUAUGCAAAAAAGCAAGGACGAAAGAAGGUUACUACAAUCCAUAAGGCUAAUAUCAUGAAACUUUCAGAUGGACUGUUUCUGGAAACAUCCCGUCAGGUAGCAAAAGAUUAUCCGAAUAUAGAACAUAAUGAUAUGAUCAUUGACAACUGUUGCAUGCAACUGGUUUCUAAUCCACAUCAGUUUGAUGUUAUGAUAAUGACAAAUUUGUAUGGUACCAUAGUAUCAAAUGUGGUCUGUGGAAUAGUUGGUGGUGCUGGCUUACUAUCAGGAAAGAAUUAUGGAGACCAUUAUGCAGUUUUUGAGCCUGGCACCAGGAAUACAGGAACUGCAAUUGCUGGAAAGAACAUAGCAAACCCCAUUGCAAUGUUAAAUGCUGCUGUAGACAUGCUUGACCAUUUAGGUCAUGUCCAUCAUGCAAAGAUUAUCACAGAUGCUAUUGAUAAAACUGUAAAUGAAGACCGUAUCCACACACCAGAUUUGGGUGGAACUGCAUCAAGUACAGAUGUUGUAGAAAAUAUUCUGAAACAUGUUCAAAAAGCAACAAAGACUAUUUACUGGAUAAAACCAGGAUCAAUGAGGGUUUCUGCUUAGAGACAGCAAAUAAGUAGAAGCAGAUUGCUUUGCAGCAUAAGCACAAUCUUCUACAGUUCAACACACAGAAUGAAAGAGGUCUGAUGAAUACAAGCAAGAGUUAUGUACCUGAUGAGCCAUAGCUGUCCCUUCCAGGGAAGCACCUAUCAUUUUGCAAGUCAUGGGCUGUAGCAGUUGUGUCAUUUACAAACAAGUGUGGAGCGUGUUUUCAAGUUUUUGGAUAAGUGUAAAUGUCUUUGAACUGGUGCUUGAAUAGCUUUCAUUCUUUCGGUUUAGUCAACCAGUCAAAAUGUAUUCUAUUAUUUUAUGCUUCUGUAAAGUUAACUACACACAUCAAAAAAAAGUUUUGCAUCACAUUGGUUCUGAGAGUUCUGGAACCUGUACAGAUAAUUGGAAUAGAGGUCAACAUAAUCAUCAUUUCCACCCUUUUUAUUGCACAUGAAAACCCCAUAUUGCAUGUUGUACCACCAUACAGGGAGACCUCCAGAGGUGGUGGUCCAGAUUUCUGUACACGCUGGUAUCUUUAAUACCCAGUAGCACGACCUCUUGCAUUGAUGCAUGCCUGUAUUUGUCGUGGCAUACUAUCCACAAGUCCAUCAAGGCACUGUUGGUCCAGAUUGUCCCACUCCUCAACAGCGAUUAGGUGUAGAUCCCUCAUAGUGGUUGGUGGGUCACAUUGUCCAUAAACACCCCUUUCCCAUGUAUCCCAGGCAUGUUCGAUAGGGUUAAUGUCUGGAGAACAUGCUGGCCACUCUAGUCGAGCGAUGUCGUUAUCCGGAAAGAAGUCAUUCACAAGAUGUGCACGAUGUGCGAAUUGUCAUCCAUGAAGACAAAUGCCUCACCAAUAUGCUGCCAAUAUGGUUAUACUAUCGGUCGGAGGAUGGCAUUCGCGUAUCGUAGAGCCAUUACGGUGCCUGCCAUAACCAUCAGUGGGGUACGUCAGCCCCACAUAAUGCCACCAGAAAACAGCAGGGAACCUCCACCUUGCUGCACUCACUGGACAGUGUGUCUAAGGUGUUCAGCCUGACUGGGUUGUUUCCAAACACUUCUCCGACGAUUGUCUGAUUGAAGCCAUAUGUGACACUCAUCAUUGAAGGGUACAUGAUGCCAAUCUUGAGCAGUCCAUUCGGCAUGUUGUUGGGCCCAUCUGUACCAUGCUGCAUGGUGUCGUGGUUGCAAAGAUGUAAAUCACCAUGGAUCUCAGGAGUGAAGUUGUGCGUCAUGCAGCUUAUUGCGCAGUUAGUCAUAACACGACGUCCUGUGGCUGCAGGAAAAGCAUUAUUCUACAUGGUGGGGUUGCUGUCAGUGUUCCUCCGAGCCAUAAUCCGUAGAUAGCGGUCAUCCGCUGCUGUAGUAGCCCUUGGGCGGACAGAGUGGGGCAUGUCAUUGAGAGUUCCUGUCUCUCAGUAUCUCCUCCAUGCCCAAACAACAUAGCUUUGGUUCACUCUGAGGCCUGGACACUUUCCUGCUUGAGAGCCCUUCCUGGCACAAAGUAAGAAUGUGGAUGUGAUUGAACUGUGGUAUUGACUGUCUAGGCAUGGUUGAACUACAAGCAACAUGAGCCAUGUACCUCCUUCCUGGUGGAAUGACUGGAACUGAUCGGCUGUUUGACCCCCUCCGUGUAAUAUGCGCUGCUCAUGCAUGGUUGUUUACGUCUUUGGAUGGGUUUAGUGACAUCUCAGAACAGUCAAAGGGACUGUGUCUGUGAUACAAUAUCCACAGUCAAUGUCUAUCUUCAGGAUUUCUUGGAACUGUAGAGAUGCAAAACUUUUUUUGAUGUGUGUAUUUCCUUAUUUACACUAGAUUUUAUCAGAAGAUACAGUUUUACUUUCAGCUGUGCAGAUUAUUAUUUGGUACUGCAAGGAAAAGACUAACAUUUACCUCAUAAAAGCGUAAUGUACUUCACAAAGGUAGGGCACUGCACAUGCUAAGACAUUAGAGAUGAUGAUGAUGAUGAUGAUGAUGAUGAUGAUGAUGAUCUGACCUUCAUUUGUUAGGAAUUGUCCUGGUUAUAGUGCUAUUUUUCUUUACAUUUAUUCAGGUGCCAGUACUUUAUUCUGUAUGCAUCUUCUGUGGGAUCUGCUGUCUUUAUUAUCUCAGUGGACUUAAUCAUGUGCAAUUACUAUUAAAUAAUUUAAGGAGUUAAAAUAAUAUGGUUACCUGACAUUGUCAUAACAACUCAGUGCUUCAAUUAUUCAUUACCAUUUUUAUACUCAGUGUAAUAAUUUAUAAUGUAGUAGAAUUAGGUGGUAGUUAAUGAAAGUAGUAAACUGGAAAAGGCUUAUGUAACAAUCCAAUUUCAUCAAUCAAGGGUCUGCUUCCCUCAUACCCCAUACGAAAUCAUAUUUAUUCUUCUGUGAGUGCUUUUGUUUAUUUCUAGAAUUUAUGCAUAUUUAUUUCAGGUUCCUCAAUACACAACCAAGAUGAUAACCUGGAUGUUGACUUUGCAGUAUUAUUAUUCUUUAUGUCCUAUUAACAGGUAUAAAUCUGUGAUGAAAUUGUUUUUAAAAUUUGCAAUUAAUAUUAUGUUUGCAUUCAUUUAAAUUGUUGAAUGCAGAUACACAAUAUAAACCGUGGGUGGCUAAGAGCACCCAGUUUUUGAAAUGGGAACAAGAUUAGCGCAGUCUGAAAACUGACAUUUCAUUUCAUGUACCACAUCAGCUAAUUUUCUGUCAAAAUUAAUAUUUCUCCUAGUGGAGGGAACCUCAGCAGCAAAAGAAUUAAGCAGACUACAAAUGUAAGCAAAUGCAAACUAAGUCAAAUGUCUUGUUCUUAUUUCGAUGACUGAUAAACAGGUACUCAUUUUUUAAUCAUACGGUAAUAUUCAAUUUACUGUGAUGUUCUGUUUGUGAUACACUUGCACAGGUUAUAAUUAGGAAUAUAUGAGUUUCUGAGGGCACGACAUCUUGUCCCCAACUGGUGUAACAUUGACAUGCUGAUGGUGGUUCUGUUCUUACCAAAGAGGUAUUUUAAUUUCCUUCAUACACCAUGGGAGCACUUGCAUACAGGCCACUGAGUUGUCUUUUUGCACAGUUAAAGAGUCUUCUAUUUGAAAAAUAAUUGCACAGAAGUUAAUUUAGUUCUUCAGAGGAACAACAGAAAUUGCCUCUAAUGCUGCAAAUCUAAUUGUUAUACCAUAUACACCAGGCAGGUAUACAUAGAAGUAAACGGUAGUUUUGAAACAUAGAUAACAUUACAAAAUAAUUAGUCUUCAAUUUUAUUCAGAUUGUUUACUUCGUAACUGGUUAUCAUUUUGGAAAAUGUGUAAUGUUGAACACAGCAGAUGGUCAGAUUGUGGACUCUCUUACAAAAUUAAUAAAAUAUAUUCCAUGCACAGCAAAUAAUGACAUGAAUAAAUAAUGUAACUUAAUUAGUACAUUCAAAUUAAUGAGAAAAGGAGUAUUUUUAGAAACUACCAUGAGUAGAGUAUGAACUUUUGUAUUUCGUCACUAAAUCAGAACAACUGCUUGUCAACAUAGUAUUCCAGCUGUGUUACUUAGAUUUGUACUAACAGUUCACUGGUAUUCAUUUUUAAGGACAUUAUUGGACCAUUUAUUCAGUGAUCAUAUGCCAUACAUUAUUCAUUGUUGUGAUGUGAAGGUUUGUCGUACUAAGAAGUGGACUUGAACUUUAGUAAACUGCAGUUGUCACCCAAUUUGUGUAAGAUGCCGAGAACGGGCUGCAGAAAUUGUAUCAUUUCAAUUUGUACAACUCUACUGAGGUAGCACUUGAAUUUUAGGGUACCUGAAUUUUAGGAGCUUGAAUUUUUGAUAACAUUCUACUACAUUCCUCAUUAUCCAGCCUGCUGUUUAUUUGAUAUGGUGUAUUGAAACACAUUAUUAGUAUCUAUUGAAUGUGCAGCCAUCAUUGUGUUCAAAGCUGUAAUUCACAAAGACAGUGUCCCUUCUCAGCAUGUUUGUCAUGAUCUUUGACAAACUGGCUUUGUGUGUCAAAUUGUGAACAAAUAUACAAAAUAUAUUUUAUUUAUUCCAUUUACUACCAGUAGUAAAACAAAUAAAUAAGAAAACUUCAUCAGUACAGCCAGUACUUAAAAUAACAACCACACCCCAGGAAAGAUGUAGAGGUGCUGGGAAUGCCGUCCUUUCGACUCAUUAUAUCAAAACUAAAUUGCUGUGUACUGUUUUAUUGAACAUCAAAGUUAGUUUCUCCACACUAUAAAGGUACAUUUCUUUCUAUGGUGUCAUUUCAAGCAUGUGGAAUAUGAUCACUUAGCAAAUAUAUAUAUAUAUAUAUAUAUAUAUAUAUAUAUAUAUAUAUAUAUAUAUAUAUAUUCUUUUGUCUGCCUUCCAGAAUACUCACCUGUUUCUUGAUACAUUUAUUUGUGUAACACAAUGGAUGUUGGCACUGAAGUCCUGCUGAAUCUCAAGACCUGUGUGUCACUUAUUACAUAUAGUGUCAAUGCUAAUGACUUUCCUCUUCUGUGUGGGAAGUGGAAGUUUAGAGUACAUUCAUUGUAAUAUAUUGUCACAGAGGUGCUAAAAACGUAAGAUAGUUGGCAGCUACCUCUGCAUUUACAUGUAUGCAUGUGUAAUUGUCUCCUAAUGGUUGUCACAGUGAAGGGUAAAUGAGGCCGUAUAUCUUCAGAAACAAUUUGUGUGUGUGGUUUAUAUAUUUCCAUUUGCUGAAGUAAGACUGCAAGAGUAAACAGAAAAUAUGUGUCUCUUGGUAACUGAAUUAUGCACAUUUACCCAAAUUUGCCACUAUCUAGAAAUAAAAUUGGUCAAAUAAUAAAGAAAUAAAGUUAUUGAUGCAAAAUACCUAAAUAUUACCACAUUUUUAGAAAAAGAGUCUAUGCAGUGCGUUUGUUGGUAAAAGUGUUAAUUGUAGAAUAUGAGAAUUGUAGCAACUGGAAUAGGAAGGAGUAUAGUAUGUUACUGUGUUAAAAUAUGUAUGUUCUCUUAUUUGUAUCCUCCAUAGAACUGCAUUAAUUAAGUAUUUAUAUAAAAAUGUGAGAUGUAUUGUAUAGAGUUUCCAAUUGCCAAAUAAAUUUUUUUAACAAA